This is a messenger RNA of Ahaetulla prasina, 1700 nucleotides long. RefSeq lists its product as uncharacterized. Gene Ontology annotation, biological process: DNA integration; DNA recombination. Gene Ontology annotation, molecular function: DNA binding. Bases 68 to 1519 code for a protein of 483 amino acids. The record is from RefSeq and is a predicted model, not a curated record. NCBI's taxonomy places the organism in Eukaryota, Metazoa, Chordata, Lepidosauria, Squamata, Colubridae. The transcript is spliced from 2 exons.
AACACAUUGCAGGGACGGACAAUUGUACAGCGGACUCCCUCAGCCGCCAAACUAUCGACCAAUCGGAAUGGUCCUUGUCCCCAGCGAAUUUCCAAGAGCUGUGUUCCCGCUUCGGACUCCCUCAGGUGGACUUAUUCGCCUCCGAGACCAACAAUCAAGUGCCUCGGUUUUUUUCGAGGUUUCCCUCUCGGGGAGCGGAAUCAGUGGAUGCUCUGCGCAGCAGAUGGCCUCAGGGCCUUCUCUAUGCCUUUCCACCUAUCCCACUGAUUCCCAGAGUAGUUCGCAAGCUUAUCUUGGAAAAAUCAGAACUGAUUCUGGUCGCCCCAUUCUGGCCCAGGAGACCCUGGUUUGCAGACCUUUUGACCCUGUCAGUUCGGGAACCGUGGAGGAUCCCGGACAGCCAGGUGUCUCUUCUUCAGGGACCAGUUCGACACCCCGAGCCGCAAUGGCUACGCCUAGCCGUGUGGAGAUUGAGCGGAGCGUCUUGAUUAGGGCUAAGGUUCCAGGUCAAGUCAUCCCCACUAUGCUAGCUUCCCGCAGAGACUCUACCAAACGGAUUUACGAGGCCACGUGGCGCGCAUUCGAAAGGUGGUGCGCACCUCAAGGUAUAGUGACUUCCUCAGCUUCUGUCUUAGACAUUUUGGCUUUUCUGCAGCGAGGUCUAGAUUCGGGAUUGGCGACCAAUACGCUCAAGAGACAAGUAGCGGCGAUUUCGACAGUCUUGAGAUGCGGUUCGCUCGUAUCCCUUUCCAAGGAACCGCUCAUUCAACAGUUUUUCAGGGGGGCUAACAACGUCAACCCGCCUGUGGUUCACCGAUUUCCAUCCUGGCGCUUAAAUGCUGUACUCAAUGCUCUCACUAAGGCACCGUUCGAACCUCUUAGAGACUCAUCUCUACGUAUUCUGUCACUGAAGGUGGCUUUUCUGAUAGCCAUCACCUCAGCCCGCAGAAUUUCGGAAUUAUCGGCUUUAUCAAUUAGGCAGGAUCUUUGCACCUUCCUCAACGACAGAGUGGUGCUACGUCUAGACCCGACCUUCCUUCCGAAGGUUAACAGCCAAUUCCAUAGGUCGCAGGAGGUCGUUCUGCCUAAUUUCUGUCCAUCUCCCAGACAUAACUUAGAGAGACUAUGGCAUACUCUGGACGUGAGAAGAGCACUGAAGAUAUACAUUGAGCGGACAUCAUCCUUCCGUAAAACGGAGGCCCUUUUCGUGUCGUUUCAACCACUGUCGCUGGGUCAGAAGGUGACCAAGUCGGUGCUGGCCAGAUGGAUUAGGGCCGCAAUUGCCACAGCAUAUGAGAGUCAAUCGCUACCGAUCCCGAGAAGGAUUACAGCGCACUCUACCAGAAGUGCAGCCUCUUCUGCCGCUUGGGGAGCCCAGGCCUCUAUCGAAGAGAUCUGCAGAGCGGCGACGUGGUCCAACCCUUCUUCGUUCAUUCGACACUAUCGGGUGGACUCCUAUGCCUCGGCUGACGCGGCGUUUGGCAGACGGGUCCUGCAAACGGUUCUUUCUCAACAAUGACUAGCCGCCUUCGACCCUCCCGCAAGACUUGCCGGCCUACAGUUGAAUCCUCGCCGAAAAAGCUGGAGGGAAAUAGGAGGAGGCGGGGACCACAAACUACAAUUUAAAAGACUCGGUCCAAUCAGCAACGAGGAGAAAUUACCCAGUCCUGACGGCCGUUUUCCCCUCUCCAAGAAGGGAC